AUGGAUUUCGACCCCGUCGUAGUUCUCAAUCAUUUCGUGGCACCGGGUGUGUCUGAAGCAUAUUCAGCUCCUGUUGCAGCUGCUACUGCUGUUUUCUUGAUCUAUCCAAUUGGUCAAGGAAGCUUUUCUGACGGUAUGCCUCUAGGAAUCUCUGGUACUUUCAACUUCAUGAUUGUAUUCCAAGCUGAGCACAACAUCCUUAUGCACCCAUUUCACAUGUUAGGCGUAGCUGGUGUAUUCGGCGGCUCCCUAUUCAGUGCUAUGCAUGGUUCCUUGGUAACUUCUAGUUUGAUCAGGGAAACCACAGAAAAUGAAUCUGCUAAUGAAGGUUACAGAUUCGGUCAAGAGGAAGAAACCUACAAUAUCGUAGCUGCUCAUGGUUAUUUUGGACGAUUGAUCUUCCAAUAUGCUAGUUUCAACAACUCUCGUUCUUUACACUUCUUCCUAGCUGCUUGGCCUGUAGUAGGUAUUUGGUUCACUGCUUUAGGUAUUAGCCUUAGAUGUCCAUGA
Molecule: messenger RNA, 510 nt
Organism: Ziziphus jujuba (common jujube)
Lineage: Eukaryota; Viridiplantae; Streptophyta; Magnoliopsida; Rosales; Rhamnaceae
Product: photosystem II protein D1-like
Exons: 1
Coding region: 1-510 (169 amino acids)
Biological process (GO): photosynthetic electron transport in photosystem II; photosynthesis, light reaction
Cellular component (GO): photosystem II; chloroplast thylakoid membrane
Source: RefSeq, a predicted model, not a curated record